Elaeis guineensis (African oil palm) is the source of this 2939-nucleotide messenger RNA. The record is from RefSeq and is a predicted model, not a curated record. NCBI's taxonomy places the organism in Eukaryota, Viridiplantae, Streptophyta, Magnoliopsida, Arecales, Arecaceae.
AACCUGAGCUAUCGUCUAAGCUUCCCUAUUCGGCCGCCCCAAGCCUCCCAACCGAUUGAGCCUUCCGAGGGAGAGGACAAAAUCGGGGAAAACAUAAGAAAAAUCAACGAAAACAAAGGAGAGACGGAAAAAUUAAAUGGUAAGAUCUUUCCCCUCAUUUGUUUUAUCUUUUCGCUUGCUUUUCUUUUUAUUUCAUACAUUUUUUUUGGAGAUCUGUGGGGAACGAGAGCACCUGAGGGAGAUCGGAGGGUUUCCUAGGUUCCGGUUGUGGCGAUAUGAUUUGGUCCCCUUGAGGCUCCAAUGAUGGAUGGCACGAUAACUUCUUCUCCGCAUGCAGUCGGUGAUAUGGGCGAUGCAGCUGAAGAAUGCCCUGUGAAGGAGCGAUGCCAGGAGCAGCGAGAAGCCCUUCCAGGAGAGCCCCGUUGUGCUAUCUGUGGACGUUAUGGUGAAUAUAUAUGUGAUGAGACAGAUGAUGAUAUCUGCAGCAAAGAAUGCAAAAGUACUCUUCUUGCUAGGCUUGCCAGUACCCAGAAGCCAACUUUGGUCUGCAACCGUCCUGUAAGAGUACCUGUCAGUGACGAAUGCUUUUAUGUUAGAGCAGAUAAUAGACCCAAUUCAGAAUCCUUAUCCACCGAUCAGACUGAAUCUUUGAGAAGCAAAAUUGGCAUUUGUAUUAAGGGGAACUCUGUUCCUGCUCCAGUCUUGUCCUUCUCUUCCUGCAAUCUUCCUCAGAAGCUUGAACAAAAUCUUGAGUCUGCUGGCUACUUGAUACCUACACCAGUUCAAAUGCAGACCAUCCCUGCUGCACUGGUUAAUAGAAAUAUUCUUGUUUCUGCUGACACUGGUUCUGGAAAGACUGCUUCUUUUCUAGUUCCCAUAGUUUCACAUUGCUCAUAUAUUCGACUUCAGCACCUUGCAGAACAGAAGGGGCCAUUGGCAAUGGUUCUUGCUCCAACUAGAGAGAUCUGUGUGCAGGUGGAGGAGCAGGCCAAGGUGCUUGGAAAGGGUCUGCCUUUUAAAACUGCCCUUGUGAUUGGUGGAGAUGCCAUGGCUGGGCAAGUAUACCGAAUUCAGAAGGGUGUAGAAUUGAUUGUUGGCACUCCUGGAAGGCUGAUUGAUCUCCUAACCAAGCAUGAUAUUGAUCUAAAUGAGGUUUCUGUUCUGGUUUUGGAUGAGGUGGAUAGCAUGCUGCAGAAAGGGUUCCGUGAUCAGGUGAUGCAAAUCUUCCAAGCACUCUCGCGGCCUCAGGUGUUAAUGUUCUCAGCGACUAUUUCUGAAGAGGUCGAGAGGAUGGCAAGCUCAAUGGCUAGAGACUUGAUACAUGUCACAUGUGGGAAGCCAAACAGACCCAGCAAAUCAGUUAAACAGGUGGUCAUCUGGGUGGAAUCUAAGCAGAAGAAACAGAAGCUUUUUGAGAUAUUGAUGAGCAAACAGCAUUUUAAACCACCCAUUGUGGUGUUUGUGGGUUCAAGACUAGGAGCUGAUCUUUUGGCUGAAGCAAUUACGGUUGUGACUGGAUUGAAAGCUCUCUCAAUUCAUGGUGAGAAGUCAAUGAAGGAUAGGAGAGACAAUAUGAGGCUGUUCUUGACAGGGGAGACAUCUAUUCUUGUCUCUACUGGGGUUUUGGGGCGUGGGGUGGAUAUGUUGAAAGUACAGCAGGUGAUAAUUUUUGACAUGCCGAGUUCAAUGGCGGAAUAUGUUCAUCAGGUUGGAAGAGCAUCUAGAAUGGGAGAGGAGGGUGUUGCAAUUGUUUUUGUGAAUGAAGAGGACAAGAAGCUCUUUAGGGAGCUUGUCCAGUACCUGAAAUCUGCAGGAGCUGCUGUUCCACAGAAGCUAGCAAAUUCACGGUAUUCAGUAGGCCCUUCUCCACUAAGCAGCCGACAAAAGAGGAAAUAUGGUUCUUAAAAUAUUCUUGCAUGGCAGGUGAGAGACAGAUGCAUAAAUCAGAUCCUUUGCUCACUAGAGGAAGUUUUAACUGCUGCUGGACCUUCAGAUAAUUUCUUUUAGUUUGAGAGGUGGUUUGUGUCAGUCAAAGAGCCUAGGCAUUGCAAGUGUUGGUGGAUCGGCUAUGACUUCUGAGAAAAUAUUCGUACAAGGUUGAACUAGAGAUCGAGAUCCUCUCUCCAAAAGCAACACCAACUAUGCAUCUUCCGGCUGUCAAUUGUUCUUGAAGCUCUAGGAACGUCUCGAGGUGUCCUCUUGGCUGUUCGUUGCUGGCAUUUUGUGCUUCCUCUGAUUUCUGCUUCUUAAUCAAUUUUCUUUUAAGAAUUAUGAAUUGCAACUCAGGAAAUUUGGACAGCACAACGCUACUACAAUGUUUACUUGCACAGUUUUUGGAUAUGGGUUACAAGAUAGGUAAGUCAUGAAAUAAUUGACUUUGGAUUUGAGGAAUGUAGAAUUCAAGGUCACUCGCCAUGACAUAUUGAAACUGAAGCUUUUAUGCUGGAAUUCUUUCAACUGGCUGGUGCAUACUUGGGCUUCUCCAGAUAUUGGGAAUGUUUUGAUCGUGACAAAGGCCUGCAAACCCAAGUCAUACACCUCUCCUUUUGCACAAUUAUGACAUCCAAUCCUGUGUCACAGAAGGCUUUGCACAAUCUACAUUGCACAGAUCAUAGGUUUUGUGCCAACAAGGUGUAUCUUAGCCAACCUGGACAUGUGAAGAUUUACCUUACAAGAUGGAUCUGUAAAUUCUAGGCGUCUCGGACCAAUAUCUAGACAGCUUGGGUGGGGUGUAACACUGGGCAUGUUUUAUCUAUCCCAUGAUAUAAAUGUAUGCUCUUUGCUUCACGGAGAACAUCUUUGCCUUGUUGAGUUUGUUAUUAGCUUAAAGAUGAUGACUACCAUGCAUUUUAUUAAAAAGGUUCAUGGGAGUGCAGUGGUUGUAUUUUGGUUUUGCUUUAUAUGCAGUUGAUUAAUUGGUUUAUAUUAGAAGUUGUGAU